Messenger RNA from Neltuma alba, 567 nucleotides. RefSeq names its product alpha-amylase/subtilisin inhibitor-like. Gene Ontology annotation, molecular function: endopeptidase inhibitor activity. Bases 1 to 567 code for a protein of 188 amino acids. The record is from RefSeq and is a predicted model, not a curated record. Lineage: Eukaryota; Viridiplantae; Streptophyta; Magnoliopsida; Fabales; Fabaceae. The transcript has a single exon.
AUGGCCACGUCGGCCCUAUCCCAUUCAGAUGACAACGCCGCCGUGCUCGACACAGAUCGCCGUCCUCUUCAACGUGGCCUUGAGUACUACAUCAAGCCUGCCAUAACGGACGUCGGCGGCCGCUUCACUCUCAUCAACCGCAACAACUCCUGCCCUCUCUACGUCGGCCAGGUGAACACCGACGCAGGGGAAGGCCUGCCGGUGAUCUUCACUCCGUAUGCCGGAGAAGACAACACCGUGAAGGUGAACAGGGACUUCAGGCUGGCGUUCUCGGCAAUCACGCUAUGCAUUCAAUCAACAGAAUGGAAGGUCGGCGAGAAUGACACGACGAGUGGAAGAAGACUUAUCGUGACUGGUAGUCCCAGUGGUGAUCGUGAUUAUAGUAACUAUUUUAGGAUUGUGGAGACACAGUUCGGAGGAAUCUAUAAUAUUCAAUGGUGUCCUACAGAAGUGUGUCCUAUUUGUAGGUUUGAUUGUGGGACUGUUGGUGGAUUACGGGAGAAUGGGAAGAUUCUUGGGGCUUUGGAUGGUAAUGUUCUUCCUGUUGUGUUUGAGAGGAAGGCAUAA